This is a messenger RNA of Magallana angulata, 4138 nucleotides long. RefSeq lists its product as uncharacterized. Gene Ontology annotation, cellular component: membrane; extracellular region. Bases 357 to 3668 code for a protein of 1103 amino acids. The transcript is spliced from 8 exons. Gene Ontology annotation, molecular function: lipid binding. NCBI's taxonomy places the organism in Eukaryota, Metazoa, Mollusca, Bivalvia, Ostreida, Ostreidae. The record is from RefSeq and is a predicted model, not a curated record. Gene Ontology annotation, biological process: lipid transport; lipoprotein metabolic process.
GAAAACUUGUUCAGUUAAAAAUAAAUUUCCGAGUAUCGCCUUUUGUCGGUCGAUUAGCUGUGCUCAAGAUAUACCUUACGUUAAGGGCGUGAGAUAUGCCUCUCGCCUGAAACUAUUCUGCAACAAUGCCGUCCGCUCUAAAUUGGAUAUAACUACAGAGACUAUGGUCAAACCCACGCUAUCUUCAAUGCAGUGGUAGUCGUGGGCAAAACAUCAGCUGAUCAGUCCUCGUCAGGUUGAAGUUUAAUGUAGAAACAUCUUAAUUGGAGUUUGCUGUGGCUACCACGAUAAUCUACACUUGUAUUAUGUGCCUAUUCACAAAAAAGUGAAUAUAAAAAAGAUAAAGAUUAUCCCUGAUGAUCGCUUCUGAGGCAUCCUUGGCCAAAAGACGAACCAAACAUUUUUCUCCCACAAUGGAUGAACAAACGACACUACUUGAUGAUUUUAAAAAAUGUGAAGCACCCCACUGCCUUGGCAAUGACGAGCUUUUCAACAUAAUUGGACCACUUAUACGAGAUAAAAUGACGGCAAAGAAAUGUCGGCAGUACGUAUCAGAUUAUGAAGAAAAACAUUUUUUCUAUUUUUCACUGUUCAAGCCCUUAUUUAAAAAAGUUGGGCAAAGUUGGAUUGAAAAUGCAAAACAGGACAUUAAAAACAUAAGUAAAAAUGGAGUUGCACCAUCAUUGCGAGAAUUGUAUGCAAUAAGCGAGAUCAUCUCCAGAAAUGUUAUUGUUUUAUAUAAAUGCAAGGAAGGAAAAAUCAGGGGUGUGCAAAUUGAGCCUAUGAUUCGCGAGACGGAAGAUGACAAAAGCAUGCCAUUGAUUUUGUUAUUGACAUUGGAGGAAGAAAUUAUCCAUGUCAUAAAAAGUGACAGGAAAAUCGAUCAUUUAAACAAAGAUGGUUUUAUAAAAAACGCCAGGCAUGCCCGCUGUGUUGACAAAAGGUUUCGCAACAAUUUUGACGAUUUACAAAAUUUUUUAUUUGACGCAGAAGAGAUUAACAGUUGUGCCACAAACUAUCCACAAGAAGUCAUGGAAACUUUUUCCGGUGAAGUUACAAAUUUAUUUCUCCUUAUCGGAAAACUAAUUUAUGGAUCAGAAGAAAAUGAAAAAGAUGUUCAAUGUUUAUUAAAAAAUCAUAUGGAAGUUCAGGAAUUUCGUCCAGUAUACAUGCAACACGUCAAUGUUGAAGAAAAUGUUGCAACUGAAAAUAAAAGCAAUCAAGAAAGCACAUUGAAAAAACGAAUUGAAGAAGAAUUUAAACAGCAUUUGACUGGCUGGAAAACAGCAGAGAUUGUGGAUUUCUUCGCUAUCGCAAGCGUUUUCAAUUUACAAGUUUAUGUAGUCUUUCCGAAUGGAAAUAAAAAACCAAAUUUGUAUCUUCCAAUAUGCGGAAGCUAUUUAUAUACAUUCAAAUCGCCCCUGAUUUUUCAAAACAGGGAAAACGAACAAUUGUUUAAAGUCAACAUUGAAGGUUUAAAAUGCCCCUGCUUUCAGAAAACUCCAGAAAUAGUUGGACAAUUCCCUGUUUAUAACGACGAUUUUGACAUUGACAGAGUUAACAAGCUUGAUUUAAAACCUUGUUGUCCUCCUGAAAGAAGACACGGACGUCAUCAGCAUUAUCAACGUAUAUUAAAAAACGAUACCCGUCUGUAUGAAAGGGAUGAUGAACAAUGGCUUGGAACACUAGACGAGGACGCCAUAUUUAUAAAUGAAAUGUUAGCAGAAGAGGGACGACAGUUAGACAUGAUACAGGGUGGUAAGGGAACACUAGCACAAUGUCUGGGUAAAGAAAUUUACGGAAACGAGGAUACUGAAUUGCAAAUCAGUCUUUCUCCAAAUGUUGAAGAAGCUCUCGUAAAUGUUGCGGAAUUGACGGGGUUCGCUUUGUACAUAUUUCGAUAUUCAAAGGAGCACCACGUAUGGACAAUAGAAAAGCCAGCAAUUCUUGUCAACAAUAAACAAUGUCGGUAUUACAUAACCCUUGCCAUUAUAGAGAAAGAUGGAAAGAAAUAUGUUGAUAGAGUAUCAUCAAAGAGUGGAUGCAAUUGUAUGCUGACGCCGCCCAACAUAAAUUGCGUAAAAGUUCCAACUGAAUUGGAGCGGAUUGACAAAGGAAGCCGACAUAGACCACUGUUAACGUUUUUCCCGACGAAACCACCGGAAGACUGGUUUAGUGACGAUGUACGUAGAGAAGAAACCAUAAUUCCUAUAUAUUCUGAGCUUCGUCUCGUAUUGGACAGAAGCGAUAUGGCGGAUCGGUUAAUUGACAUAGUGUCUGAUUACACACAUUCUUUAUACCGAUGCAUUAGCAAAGAUAUUUUUGGCAAUGAAAAUCAGUAUCAAGAAAUAAUGAAGGAAGUUAUGACAGAGAUUGAAGAAAACUCAAGAGAAUAUGGCCAGCUCCUUAAGGCAGAAAAAGAACAAGCUGAUACUGAGUUUUUAAAAAAUUUCAAAUACCGAGACAAUCAGUUUUUAGAUAUUUUAAGAUCUCAGACAAAAAUUCUUGAAAAGUGUGCCAAAUUUUUCACUGAAAGAAUUGAAGAUGGAAUGGCUUUGGGAGAUUUGGAGCUCAUUGCAGCAGCAACGUGCUUUCAAGUACCAAUAUACGUACUAAGUGCUAGCGUUCAUGAAGACAAGACGGAAACAGAAUGGAAGCUGUUCACUCAAAUAAGAAGACGAAAACAGCCCCAUGACUUCUUGCAACGACGGCAAUAUUUAGCUGGCGAAAACACCGUUUUCAAAUGCUUGGCUGAUGACGAAAAAGUUUCUAAAUUUCAUAUUACUCUUUUUAGAAACUUUUCAGGACAGUUUCACAGAAUUGCACCAAUUAGAAAGGUGUGCAACUGUUUAAUGGAACCACCAGUUGUCUUUUUACCAAUGACGCAUACACAUUCUGAAGACCAAGACUUUAGACUGUUUUACGAAACAAAUCGCUUCAAAACUAAGCUUAAUAUGGCAAAACUUGCGUUGGAUAACUGGAUGAGAUGUAACGCAGCUUUCGAGAUACUUUGCACCGAAAUAGUUGACGAGUUGGAAGGACGAAGACGAAAUGUUAACAUUUCAACGAUAGUGGGGUCUUCUGUAGGAAUCGCGGGAUCAGCUCUUGCCAUUGCAGGAGUUAUUGCAGCCCCUUUUACAGCGGGGGUGUCCUUAGGCUUGACAGUCUCCGGGGCGGUAAUUGGUUCUCUAAGUGGAGCAAGUGUUGUCGGAGCCAAAAUAACAGAAACUGUGUUGAAUAAAGAUGCGAAUGAAAAAUUUGAACGGUAUUAUAUGAAUUUACAGGAACACACCAGAGUACUAAUACGGUCAUUAAAAGAUCUUGAAGCUGAAAUGGACAACAUAAAAAAACAAAAUACAGUUGAUGUAGGAGCAUUACAAACUGCGGCUAGAGCAUUGUGUGCGAUCGGGGGUGUUCCAUUUAUUGUCGUACGUAUCGUCGUUAGAGCGGUGUCUUUCGCAGAUAUGGUACUUCCUCCAUUAUCCGCUGUUCUCGAUUUAGGUGUACUUGGUUACAGCAUCUACAACCUCGUAAAAGGGUCCAAAACAAACGUCACAGAGAAAGUACGGUCUUUGCGAUCCAUUCUCAGAGCCACAAGAACACAGUUAAGCAUAUGGGCAUACGGAAAUCAGAAAAAAUUCUUACAAGCUAUGGAUUAUGGGAAAUGACUAACAACAAUAGCUCAAACAGUACUUUGUGCACAAAACGUAUAAGUGUUUCUGUGUGGGUUUUUUUAUCAUUAAACGGAAAUGGGAACUUGGGUUCUUUUUAAUAUAAUAUAUGCACGAUACACGUUCAUGCUUAGAUUCAGCAAACUAUAAGAUUUGUGUAUUACGUAAUACUUUGUCAUUCCGAUUUUCAAUUUACAUGAAUAAUUAACACGAUUGUAUUUGUUAUCUCUGCAAAAUGAACUGUUAUACAUUAAAGGGGCUUGGUCACGAUUUUGGUCAAAUUUUAUUUUUCUGCUUUAUUAUCUGUAAUGCUUUAAGAAUGCAUUUCUAAAGAUCAAAUGAAAUUUGGGAGUCGGUCGUUAAGUUAUAAGCAAGAUACAGGGCUCACAGUUAUUUGUCAUGUUAACAAGCCUCGUGUCCUGUUUUUGUUUUCUUAGUGUCAAUAUACCAGUAAAAAUCUUUUCCAA